Messenger RNA from Stegastes partitus (bicolor damselfish), 554 nucleotides. RefSeq names its product NADH:ubiquinone oxidoreductase subunit B (gene ndufb6). The transcript has 4 exons. Bases 92 to 475 code for a protein of 127 amino acids. The record is from RefSeq and is a predicted model, not a curated record. Gene Ontology annotation, biological process: mitochondrial ATP synthesis coupled electron transport; mitochondrial electron transport, NADH to ubiquinone. Gene Ontology annotation, cellular component: respiratory chain complex I. NCBI's taxonomy places the organism in Eukaryota, Metazoa, Chordata, Actinopteri, Pomacentridae.
CUUCUUCUUCGUUGGUACACUUGGCUGCAGAGCGAAGUGUCCUCCAUGGUGUCAUUGUGGGUAUUCGGAGGUUGAAUAUCCACAAUAAGAAAUGCGGGACUACACACCAGACGAGAAGCUCCGUAUCGAUCAGAUAUGGAAACUCCGGAGGCAGUGGCUGAAGGACCAGGAGCUCAGUCCGAGGGAGCCGGUGUUACCAGCUAAACCAGUCAGCGCCCACGAAAGGUUCUGGACUCGUUUUCUGGAGCCGAAGAGCCUGUGGAGGCUUUACACCCACAAGGUGUACAGAGGUGGCAUUUUCACAUUAACACGGGUGUUGAUACCUGCUUGGAUUGGUCACUACUUCGUGAAAUAUCACGCUGCUGCUAAACCCUAUGGUGUGGUGGCAUUGAAACCCAAGCUGUUCCCAGGUGACACCAUUAUGGAGACAGGCGAAGUUCUCCCUGAUCUCCCUGAGACCCACAGCCAUCAUUGAAGUUGAAAAAUUUCAACUAUUUCCUUGAGUUUAUGUUGUAAAAACUGUGUAUAUGCCAUUAAAAUAUUACAGUAAUUUA